This is a messenger RNA of Colletotrichum karsti, 1239 nucleotides long. RefSeq lists its product as uncharacterized. The record is from RefSeq and is a predicted model, not a curated record. NCBI's taxonomy places the organism in Eukaryota, Fungi, Ascomycota, Sordariomycetes, Glomerellales, Glomerellaceae. The transcript has 3 exons. Bases 1 to 1239 code for a protein of 412 amino acids.
AUGCAGUCUUCAUCUUCCAUCGAAUAUGAGAAGGCGCAGUACACUCAGCAGAUCCUGGACGCUUGGGAGUUGUUGACUCUUGAGGACGUUGUCGGACCCCAGUUGUCGCCUACGACUUGGAGCCUGAGCUUGCUCAAGAAUCUCGCCAUCUUGUGCCGCCAGAAAACCGACCACAAGGAUGCGCGCCGUCUUCUCAAGGCCGAGAUCAAACGGCGGCUUGGAAACGACCCGGUAAAUGGCGUCUCGCACCACGCAUUCCUCGCCGCGGUGGAUGUGCAGAACCUCAUUGAAACCCAGGAAACUCGACGCGCAGGUCGUUCCGGAACCGGCCGGCCCCGAACGUCUUCUCCGCUCCCAGCGACCCUCAAACAGGCCAAGGAGGCCUUCAUGAAGCCUGCGCCAAAGCGUGGCAAUGAUAACGUAUCUUCGAAGGAGUCUGCCUCAACGGGAAAUGCUCCACGAACUCCAUCGCCUAAGGCUCCUCGUGAGCACACGCCUCGUCCUGCCGUAGCGCCUUCUCUGGCCAGCAAGCUUGAAGUUCCUCUCACGCCAACUUCCAUGUCAGGAACGCCCGUCUUCGUCCCGAACCGAGUCACCGCCGACACCGCGUUCCCUGUUUCCGUCAAAUACUCACUGAGAGCGGCAGGCGGAAUUCUUGAGCGUCUGAAGCGAAAGAGAGACGCGUUGUUGGAGGACCUGGAGAGCGAGCUCGAGAGUGAGAGAAAGCGGGUUUGCCUCGAGACCAACAUCGCCGUCAGCAACGUCAGCAUGCGACGCUUCGAGCUCGAUCUUUCCGUGGGGCAGCAGAGGAAGGCUGCAGAAGCUCUCGCCAGUCUUCCCGGCGAGGCUCAACUGCUCGCGAAGCUCGAGCGGAACCAAGAUCUCCGGAACGAUCUGCUUGAGAUUCAGGGCAGGCAUGCCGACUUGCUGGCCCAGAGUCCAGGUCAGAUCGACACGUACGCGGUAUCUCGAGGAUCGACCGGCGACGAUGCGUCAAGCGCGCAAAACACUGUUGGUGGAGCCUUUGAUCUCUUGUUCAGAUGUGUCGAGAGCAAGAUCGCGGCCAUUGAGAUGGAGGUAACUGAGGCAAGGGACAUGCAGAGAUCUGUUCAGGAAGAGCUGGAAAAAUGCAGCGCCGUGGUGCGAAGCAAGGCGGAGGCACUUGACGCCGCCGAGAGGACUCACGCGGGGCUUAUUGCCGACUCCGAGUCUCUCGCAACUGCCCAGACUGGUUUGUGA